This is a messenger RNA of Saccostrea cuccullata (small rock oyster), 1764 nucleotides long. RefSeq lists its product as uncharacterized. NCBI's taxonomy places the organism in Eukaryota, Metazoa, Mollusca, Bivalvia, Ostreida, Ostreidae. The transcript is spliced from 12 exons. The coding region runs from base 1 to 1764 and encodes 587 amino acids. The record is from RefSeq and is a predicted model, not a curated record.
AUGGAAUUAAAUGCAGAGAGCCCGAUAGUGAUUCCUCAUCCCCUUAAUGAAUUACCUGUAAAAGUGGACGUUCAAGUUAAAGUGAAUUAUGAUGGAACAGAAUAUAUAUUUCCCGGACUUGGGUCCGCUCAAAGAGACGAUGAUAUAGCAACAGACUUCGGAGGUGUUGGAUACAUAUAUAAUGACAUUGAUGUAAAAUUAUUUAUUCCCGUGGCUCAAAGCAAUGGCAAUGGACAAGGUGGAAGUCUCUACUCGGGGCCUUUUGUUGGAACGUUUACAGUGUGCGAGGUUCGAAUACGAGCAUGGAGAAUAUCUGACUGGCCUACUCCGAACUACUUUGUUGAAUCCACUAUUUCCACAUCUGCUCCCUAUAAGAAUGUUGCUCACAAUCUUGGAGUGUAUCCAGACUUUGUAACGGUUCAGCUUGUUCUCAGUACUGGAUACGUCUCUGAAGCACAGGGAACAACGCCAACAACCUUAAAUCAUGGCACUAAAUGGAUCAACACUUGUGGUACAAUAUUUGGGGUCACUGAUUGUACUAUAACACUGUGGGGUGCGAGCGAAAACGAUGAUUUCCUGGCAUGCUUUAAAGAUGGUUGGGGGAGUGAAGAUAUUUCUUAUACCUCAGCAGCUGUUCAUAUUCGAGCGUGGAUUCUUACGUCCUCAGAGACAAAAGAUAACACCAUUUCAAGUGGAAGAAUGUUUUACGGCGCUGGGUCUGCAAGUCAUGGAGAGGCAGGGGAAUCCUUUGGUGGGACCGUGUAUGGAUAUAACAAUUCUCAUGUACUCCUUUGGACACCUGCCUCCUCCUACGGAUACCCUAUUUAUGUAGGAGGUGUCUGGGGCUCAGGAGCAGAUCCUUUACAGUGUUCCUCUGUUGUCGUGUCAAUAAAAGUCAUUGCUACAGGGAACCUUAUCCUUGUUACAGUUGCCUGUACAUCCCCACCAAGUAUUGCAAAUGGAUACUAUGUUGUAAACAACGACUCUGCUGUUUAUAAUUGUAACAAGAUGAUGUGCCCGACCCCAAAAGAAAUUGCAAAUGCCAUACAAAUAUCAAACGGGACACAGAAAGGAAGUGUUGCAUUAUACUCCUGUAUCUCAGGUUAUUUUAGGAACGACAUAUCCUGUGGUGUUCCAGUAGAUAUCCCAAACACAGUUAAAUUGUCUGACGGGUUCUACAAUGGAAGCAUGACGGUAUACUCUUGUCUUCCUGGAUUCUCAUCUAAUAACGAAUACCCGAACACCACGUGUAACGGGACUCAUUGGUCAAGUGUGCAAUUUGCUUGUUCAGCAUCACCAGGUUGUGGCUUUCCACCAAAUAUUCCAGAUGCUUAUUAUGUAAUGGCGAACAAUACUGCUAUCUAUCACUGUCUACCAGACUAUAUAGCUAGCCAAUCAAAUAAUAUAAUCUACUGCAAUAACUCGGUUUGGGAGGAGCCCAGUCUCACGUGUCUACAAAAUAAGGUAUGUCCUAAUCCACCAGACAUCCCGAACACAAUAAAACUCUCUGAUGGGGUAGGGAAUGGAAGUUCAACGUUGUAUACAUGUCUUCCCGGAUUCACAUCCAAUAAUGCCUUCCCGAACAUAUCUUGUAUCGAGCCGGAAUGGACAUUGACUAAUUUUACGUGUACAUUGCCAAUAGUACAUGUGGUCUUCCACCCACAAUACCAAAUGCAUAUUAUACAACUGACAACAACACAGCAACGUAUCAUUGUUACCAUGGUUACUCUGGGAAUCAAACAAAUACCACCAUUAGAUGUUUGA